This is a messenger RNA of Pyricularia pennisetigena, 234 nucleotides long. RefSeq lists its product as uncharacterized. Lineage: Eukaryota; Fungi; Ascomycota; Sordariomycetes; Magnaporthales; Pyriculariaceae. The record is from RefSeq and is a predicted model, not a curated record. The annotation marks the transcript as partial. The transcript is spliced from 2 exons.
GUUAAAAUCUCCGAUCUGGCUCUGGCGCGCCAACGUUGGAACGCCGACCCUCUGAAACUCAGUGACUUCGCGUCUGCGACGCGCUUCACACCGCUGGUGACGCGAUCGUCUGGCAAAGAAAGAGUUGUCGAGUUUUCGAGCUUGGGUUCCCUGCGCCGCAGCUUGGCUAAGCAAGGGACCAAGGGUGCGGGUCGCUAUAUACCACCACGGUGCAGCCUGUCAGGACUGGGGUAG